This is a messenger RNA of Musca domestica (house fly), 1347 nucleotides long. Its product is annotated as serine/threonine-protein kinase pakB-like. The coding region runs from base 71 to 1273 and encodes 400 amino acids. The transcript is spliced from 13 exons. Lineage: Eukaryota; Metazoa; Arthropoda; Insecta; Diptera; Muscidae. The record is from RefSeq and is a predicted model, not a curated record.
CCAUUUUUGCCAUUCAGUUGAAGCGUGGAUUUUUAGUCGUACGUUCAUUUGUUCGUCCGAGUCCUGAAAAAUGCAUAUCAAGUGGAUUUUCUUAUUCGGUUGUCUAAUAUUUUUCCUGAGCAACUGUGAAAAUGUCUUGGUGAGGCGAACAACGAGAGGUGGAAAUAGUGGCAACAGUAUAAGGAAUCGUAGUGGCUAUUCGCCAAAACAAGGCUCUGUGGUGAGCUCUUCGAAAGGUACCAACUAUUAUAGAGGAACCACUCGAUAUCAACCAAGGCUGGCCUCAGCACCUCCUCCGCCUCCACCACCACCACCUCCUCCGGCGGCGUUACAUGGCGGUAAUUAUAGAAGACCAGGAAAUAAACGACCAAUACAACCGAUUGCUAAGCCCAUGGUUGCGAGUCCCGCCAUAACCAAAAUUGGAGUCGUUCCCACUUUCCACAGUGCACCGAAAUUUAAUGCCUCUCGUCCCCUAUACACAGCUCAGCAUGGCAAUGGACGUCGUAAUAAUACCCAACAAUGGUCUCAAACGAAAGUUAAUGCCUCUCGUCCCCUAUACCCAGCUCAGCAUGGCAAUGGACGUCGUAAUAAUACCCAACAAUGGCCUCAAACGAGAAUCAAUACAAAUGCCACUAGCUUUGGCGGCAAUGUACGGCGCAAUAAUACUCAGCAAUGGCCCCAAAUGAGACCCAGACGUGUUGGCAGCAAUUAUCGGAAUACCAGUCUCAACGCUUUUCCCUACAACACUCGGCCAAAUAUGAACUUCACCAGAAAUGCAACACAUAUUGGAGCCGGUGGCAGGUCUUCUACCCCAGCUCAAGUGACAACCAAUGAAAUUAUACCAAAGGUCUUUGUUGGCAGUCAAAAUUCAGCCCCUCCUCCUUCAAAUCCCAGUGUAAACAUAAACGUCAAUGUACCCGGCAAUGGACAGCAGAAAAAUCCGGAAAAGUCGAAUAAAAAAACGAAUUGGGUAUCGCAGGCCUGGAAGGGUAUCAAGGAUAAAUUCAAUUCAAACCCCAAAAAGGAAACUCGCACAACAAUCACCCACAGCUUGGCGAAGGGUCCGUCAAAUCAUGUCGUUGAAACAUUUGCCGAUUGCAGCUGGGACGACGUGAACGCAGAUGUGCGACUAGCUGGCACUACGAAAUCCGCCCAGAAGUCCAUCACAAAUAAAAUCCUCAUUUUCUCCGGCUGUGCUGUGUUAGUUUUGUUGGCGGUCAGCCUGAUUGCCUACUUCUAUGCUCGUAAUCGCCGAUCGGCGGAUUUGAAUUGAAAUAAGUUGUCAAUAUGAUUUUAUUUUAUUAUAUACUAAUGUUUGCAAAAAAAUAUACAAAAAUAAAAACAUAA